This is a messenger RNA of Anguilla anguilla (European eel), 1844 nucleotides long. RefSeq lists its product as uncharacterized. Lineage: Eukaryota; Metazoa; Chordata; Actinopteri; Anguilliformes; Anguillidae. The transcript is spliced from 6 exons. The record is from RefSeq and is a predicted model, not a curated record. The coding region runs from base 82 to 1143 and encodes 353 amino acids. Gene Ontology annotation, biological process: response to bacterium.
UAUCUGAGUUUUACAGCGCAGAGGACAAGCAGGGUCUCAGGCAGAGGAGAGUCUCCAGAAGAGGAGAGUUCAGAUACAGUGAUGCCACCACUCUGUGCUGUUCUUCUGCUUUUCAGCAAUGUCUAUGGUCUGCUUGGGAAGGAUGUUGAUCAGCCUUACGCGCUGGUGAGAGCUCAGCUUGGAGACAAUGUGACUCUCCCAUGUUUCCAUGCUCAAGAUUUUGUGUCCAGUGCCAGCUGGUUUAAGCAGCCUCUUGGAAAGAAGCCCCGGAUUAUAGCAAUAACAAUGAACCCUGAAUCAGGUGCUAUAUUUUCCAAUGAGUUUAAAAACAGCACACGUUUCAGUGCCAAGACAAAACAGGGGAGCUUUAACCUGACUGUGUCACGAGUAGAGCCGUCAGAUUCAGCCACAUACUACUGCAGUAUUACACGCUACAGUGGGAUCAGCUUUGGAGAUGGAGCUACUUUAAUGGUGACAGGGUCAGAGUCGCACGGCAGGACAGUAGUGCUGCAGCAGCCCGAGUCUGAGUCAGUGCAGCCAGGAGACUCUGUGACUCUGCAGUGUUCAGUACACACUGAGACCUGUGCAGGAGAACACAGUGUGUACUGGUUCAGAAAGGGCUCAGGAGAGUCCCCUCCAGGAAUCAUUUACACCCAUGGAACCAGGAGUGAUGAGUGCCAGAGGAGCUCUGGGGCUGUGUCUCCCACACAGAGCUGUGUCUACAACUUCCCCAAGAGGAACCUCAGCCCCUCUGAUGCUGGGACUUACUACUGUGCUGUGGCCACCUGUGGGGAGAUCCUGUUUGGGAACGGGACCAAGCUGGGCAUAGAGGGGGAACCGAAGACAGUCUCUUUCAUAAUUCUCAGCAUCCCUUGUGUGGCGUUGGCUUUGAGCCUGAUUGUGAUCGCCGCUCUUCUCCGCAGUUGGAAGAAACGAAAAGUUUGUGAGCACUGUACAGGUAACAAUCUUCAGAAAAGCCGGCUUGACACCACCGACGAUCCAAGAGAACAGUGCUCUACUGAGGACGCGCUGAACUACGCCGCUCUGAGGUUCAGUGAAAAGAACACAAAAGCCAGGCCCAAGAGGAGAGACCAGCGGGAAGACCUCGUCUAUUCCGACGUGAGAACUCGAGACUGGAGCUGAAAGCUUUUCUGAAGGUAUCCAACAAAGAUCGCGGAAGAAAACUUUGUCUAACUGGAGUGAACGCACAUUGGAGUUUUGGCAGCGGCAGUGCGGCUGUACUGUAUGCCCUUGCUUUAUCUGAAAGCUUUAAUUUUGGGUGACUAACAUUUACCUAUGCCGAAUAUUUGCUGACGCGAUUCAAGUUGAGUGCGUUUUAUUUUCCAUGCACCUGCAGGAAAAAUAGCUGCAAGUUAAACUCAUUUUUAUUAGAAAGAAAACAAUGGCCCAAUUUUGAUUUUCUUUUUUUUUGUUCCACUUCCUGUCAGUUCAACCAACAAUUCAAGCUUCUGAGUUACUUUCUUCCCUUUUGACAUUUUCAUUUUGUCAUUUGCCUCUGACGCAUUGACACAUUGGCAAUGCAAGUAUAUGUUUUAUUUUCUAUGUACCUGUAGGGAAAAUAGCUGUAAGUUAUGUUUGAAUUUUUAUUUGUAAUAUUCCUUUGGCUUACGUAUGUGAUGGCUGACUUCUUUUUUGUGAAGGAAACUGUUAGAGUGCACUAUUGUGUGUACAUGACAAAUGAUCAUGUUUUACCAUAUUGUCUUUAACUGAAUGGCUGCUUAGUCCUGGACUAAACUGAGUUUUGUAUUAUGUAUUGCUUUGUAUUAUGUACUGGCCCAUAAUUUAAAAAAAAUUAUCUCCUGAAUAAAAUGAAAUGAAACAUG